AAUUCAUCAAACAAUUUGUGUAUAGUCUAGUCCUGCAUUAAACAUUUGUACAUUAAUUAUUCUUUUCUACCAACAAACGCUGAAACAAUCAAAAUACUAGAAAGAUGAUGAUGAAACAAUCUUUCUUCUCUUUUUCACUUCUCCUCUUCUUUCUCCUUCAUUGCACCUCAACCCAAGCCCAGCCGGCUGCUGCUCCAGCUGCACCAACUAAACCAACUCCACCGAGCGCCCCUACCAUAGCUCCAACUCCACCGAGUCCAAUGACCCCAAUCGUAACCAUAAAUCCACCCCCUAUUGGAGCUCCAAUUCCGUCUGGCCCCACUAAUGUCAUCAAAAUCCUUGUAAAAGCUGGCCGCUUUACUUUCUUUAUUCGCCUUCUUAAAUCCACCACUGUCAUUAACCAAAUCGAGCAUCAAAUCAACAGCACAAACGGUCGCCUCACCAUCUUUGCACCAACUGACGGUGCGUUUUCUAGUCUCAGUUCAGGCACUCUCAACUCCCUCACCGACCCACAGAAGGAAUCGUUGAUUCAGUUUCAUGUAAUCUCUUCGUAUAUCUCGUUAUCACAGUUUCAAACAGUGAGUAAUCCAUUGAGAACAAAUGCGGGAGAUAAUAGUAGAUACAGAUAUCAGCUUAAUGCCACCGCUUAUCCCAAUUCAGUGAAUAUAUCAACAGGCCUUACUAACACUAGUGUAGCUGCUAUCGUAUACUCAGAUGGCCAGCUUGCCAUUUAUCAAGUUGAUAAGGUCCUUCUUCCUUGGGAAAUAUUUGGAGCUAAGCCUCCAGCAACUGCUCCGGCACCGGGACCUGAAAAGCCUAAGAAGGAGAAGCCUGCGACUGUUGCAUACAGUCCUGAUGAUAGUAAAACAGAUGCCGCCGAUGCCUCUGGCGCAGUGAGCCUGGUAAUGACCAUGCAAAAUGUGGUUUUGUUUGGGGUUGCUAUGGUCGCACCAUUAAUUACUUUUUCUUAACAUUAAGAGGACAAGAUGGGUUAUUGGGUGCAUUUUCCCUAAUGGACUGGAAUAUGAUUUGCCGGAUUUUCCAAUAAUGCGCAGACUUGCAGAAUUCAUGCUUGUGUUUGUAAUAUUUUUUUUAUUAUUCUCUGUUAUCAGGAAAAAAAAUAAAAAAACCUUAGUGCUUCACUAUUUUGAGUUUUUCCUGCCAAACUUUCAGAAAUAUGAAAGAACUCUGAUAUUUUUUUGGGCU
Molecule: messenger RNA, 1206 nt
Organism: Pistacia vera
Lineage: Eukaryota; Viridiplantae; Streptophyta; Magnoliopsida; Sapindales; Anacardiaceae
Product: fasciclin-like arabinogalactan protein 12
Exons: 1
Coding region: 105-971 (288 amino acids)
Source: RefSeq, a predicted model, not a curated record